This is a messenger RNA of Helobdella robusta, 2078 nucleotides long. RefSeq lists its product as hypothetical. The coding region runs from base 1 to 1407 and encodes 468 amino acids. NCBI's taxonomy places the organism in Eukaryota, Metazoa, Annelida, Clitellata, Rhynchobdellida, Glossiphoniidae. The record is from RefSeq and is a predicted model, not a curated record. Gene Ontology annotation, biological process: intracellular distribution of mitochondria. The transcript has 12 exons. Gene Ontology annotation, molecular function: protein binding; mRNA binding. Gene Ontology annotation, cellular component: cytoplasm.
AUGCAAGGCGUCGAUACGAUGAACCUGUCGUCGGCCAUCAGUCACUUCCUCAACUGCUACCUAGGAUCUUUCAACAAUUUGACGCCACACGUAGCUACUGAAGAGAAGCCUAAGAAGAAGAACCGGAGGAAGAACAAAGGAAUCUUUGCACUCAUUGGAGGUCGUGAUUCUUUGGACUCUGCCUGCGAGAAAUACGACAUACAAAAAGUUUCCCUGCUGAGGUCAUUUUGUAAGUGCGUCGGCAUACAGCUGCUACUGAGGGAGUAUGUACUGGAUAGCAAAAACAAACAGGCUUUCCACAGUGAGGAUGUGCUUAAUGUGUUCCCGAUUGUCAAGCAUAUCCAUCCCAAGGCAACAGAUGCAUACCACGUGUUCACGUCCGGCCAGGCUAAAAUACAACAGGGCCUACUGCAAGAAGGGUAUGAGUUGGUGGUGGAGGCACUGAACCUACUGAACAACGUGUAUGGAGCCAUGCAUUAUGAGAUCGCCUCGUGUGCCAGGCUCCUAGCCAGACUGAGCUAUAUCAUGGUGGACUAUGGAGAGGCGUUGGUGUACCAGCAGAGGGCGGUGCUCAUGAGCGAGAGAGUCCUUGGCAUUGAUCAUCCAAGCACCAUUACUGAAUACGCCCAUCUGGCGCUCUACUGUUUUGCCAACAAUCAAAUACCAAUCGCGCUGAAGCUUAUGUACAGGGCGCUAUAUUUAGCUCUUCUCUGCACUGGGGAAAACCAUCCUGAAAUAGCCCUGUUCUACUGCAACAUAGGGCUGAUGGUUCAGGCUGAGUCUGAUUUCGACCUCUCUCUUAAGUACCUGACGAAAGCUCUAGAACUCAAUUCUAAAUUCUUCGGGCCGAAAAGUUUGAAAUGCGCACUGAACUACCACCUUAUUGCACGGACUUACUUGUGCAAAGGUGACUUUAGGAGUGCUCUUCACAGCGAGAAAGAAUCUUACUCUAUCUAUAAAUUGCUGCUCGGCGAAUCACACGAACGAACGCACGAAAGUUCGGAGUGUUUGAAGCACCUGACGAACCAGGCCGUGAAGUUCCAGAAGACGGUGAACAUGCUACAGAAAGGUGAAAAGAUAACGAACAUGCCUUCCUUGCAGGUUUGUUAUAACCGCCCGGAAGAUAUAGAGAAGUUCCGAGAUGAAAUGCUGAAACAACAGAUUGUCCAAAAAUUAAGAUCGUCAUCAGAAGUCGCUGCAACUACCACAACUACUGAUAAUAAUAAUAAUAAUAAUAAUGAUAAUAAGAAAAAGAAGAUGAAUGAUAAUAAUAAUAAUAAUAAUGAUAAUAACAAGGGUAAUAAUAGUGAUAAUAACAAUAACGGUCUUGAUGUUAAAGAACAUGAGAAGCCAAUAGGAAGCGCCGUUAAAAACACAAGUUUAGCAGAAGCCAUACCAUUGGAUUAGAAUUUAAAAUGUGAAUUUUUGAAGUUUUUUUUUUUUUUUUUGAGAAAAAAAUUUUUUUUUCUAAAUUUUUUAUUGCUAGACGAUAAGUUAUAUAUAAUUAAUGUCUUUGGUAUUUUGUAUGUUACGUCAUAACAUUAAUAAUAAUAAUGAUUAAAUAUAAUUAUUAUUAACGGUUAUAACUGUUAUUAUUAAUGUUAUUAUUAUUAUUAUUGUUGUUGUUAAUGUUUAGCUUAUUAUUAUUAUUGUUAUUAUUAUUAUUGUUAAUUUAUACACAGACUGAUCAAAAACGGAUCUAUAUAAAUAUAUAUAUAUAUAUAUAAUUUAAUAUAAUGUAGAACAUAUAUAAUAGUAUUCAUAUAAAAGUCUUGUUUCUCUCUCUCUCUCUCUCUCUCUCUCUCUCUCUCUCUCUCUCUUUCUCUCUCUCUUCCUCUAUGUAUAUAUAUAUAUAUACUCUUGUGAAAUUUGUACAUGUAUGUAUGUUGUUUUUGAAGGAAGGUUUUGACAAAUGAGAUGCUAUUACAAGGUUAAAUAAACUAUACAAUAAUAUUGUUAUUUAUUAUUAUUGUCAUUUAUUAUUAUUAUUUAUUAUUAUCAUAAUUAUUAUUUUGUUAUUAAUGUUUUUUUUUCUACUUUAAAAAUAUAUCUCAAUAUAAUACAAUAAUUAAAAUGCG